Messenger RNA from Erythranthe guttata (spotted monkey flower), 1134 nucleotides. Its product is annotated as Translation initiation factor 3 protein. Gene Ontology annotation, biological process: ribosome disassembly; translational initiation. The record is from RefSeq and is a predicted model, not a curated record. Lineage: Eukaryota; Viridiplantae; Streptophyta; Magnoliopsida; Lamiales; Phrymaceae. Gene Ontology annotation, molecular function: ribosome binding; translation initiation factor activity.
CUCCUAAAUUUAUCCGGAUAAGAUGACCAAUUACAUUUGCUGGGUCUGAAGCUCCUCCACCACCACCACACCACCACCACUCAGCCAUGGCUGGUCUGAGCAGCACUUUCCAGCACCCCUUCAAAUCUCAACUCUCUAAUCCAAUCAAACCUUCCCCUCUCCAUAUACACACCUUCUCCUUCCGCAUCCGUACCCCCACCACUUACCCCUCCAUUUCCACCACCAUAUCCGCACGCUACGGCGGCGGAGGAGGAGGAGGUGGCGGCGGCGGAGGCGGCUACUCGAAGCGGUCCAAGCCACCUGUUGAUGAAGCCCUAGAUAUCUCUUCAAUUAAGUCUGAUACUGUUAGGCUUAUUGAUGAAGAGCAGAAGAUGGUUGGAUUAGUAUCGAAAGCUCAGGCUUUUCAAAUGGCUGAGGAUGCUGAGCUUGACUUGGUGAUAUUAUCUCCAGAUGCAGAUCCUCCAGUUCUAAGAAUUAUGGAUUACAAUAAAUAUAAAUACGAGCAGCAGAGGAAGAAAAAAGAACAACAGAAGAAAAGUCUUGCUACCCGUGUGGAUUUGAAGGAAUUGAAGAUGGGUUAUAAUAUCGAUGUCCACGACUACUCCGUGCGUUUGAGAGCAGCUCAGAGAUUCUUGAAAGACGGCGAUAAGGUCAAGGUUAUAGUAAGUCUGAAGGGGCGUGAAAAUGAAUUUAGAAAUAACGCCAUCGAGCUUCUCAGACGAUUUCAGAACGAUGUUGGGGAGCUGGCGACCGAGGAAGCUAAAAGUUUCCGGGACAGAAACAUGUUCAUUGUAAUGAUACCAAACAAGGCUAUUACACAGAAAGCACAAGAACCUCCGAAGAAAAAGGACACUCCCGUAGAAAACGAAGUUUCAGCCAGUGUUUGAGUGUGAUUUUGUUAUCUGUCCUUAAAAAGAUUCGAAACAAAAAAAAGGGGAAAAAAAAAAACCGAGAGCAGGUAGUACUAUUAUUGUUCAGUUAUAUCUUUUUUAAAUCAUCCCUCAAGAUUCUAUGUAAUGCUCAUGUGUAGAGAUUUAGUGCAAAAAACUGUACAAGAAUUGUGUUUGUUAACUGUAAAAAACAAAGAACAGCAAUUAUAUAGUUUCUUGUUAGUUUUGUUAAUUGAGAGACGAA